Molecule: messenger RNA, 2808 nt
Organism: Botrytis sinoallii
Lineage: Eukaryota; Fungi; Ascomycota; Leotiomycetes; Helotiales; Sclerotiniaceae
Exons: 3
Coding region: 1-2808 (935 amino acids)
Source: RefSeq, a predicted model, not a curated record
AUGUCGUCCAUACACCGCGAUCGGAUAGUGAAGCAGAGAUUUGAUCCAUUCGUGAUUGCUGAUAUGCUUGCCACAGAGAGGAUGGAAAAGAGGAAAGCUAUGGAAGUCGCUUCGAGAAACACAGCUACCAUCGGAGGUCUGCAAAACCUAUUUCGUGAUUUUGCCCAAGAUGAACUCCCAGAAGUGAGCUCGCACAUUCGAGGAAUGGUCUUACCACGUUUAUUGACUGUUUGCAGGAUGCCGCACCUCUUGGAAUCAUCGAUGCCGACAAAAGGAAGAUGGAAUUCGCGAUCACACGAAGAACUCAUAGGGAUACCUUGGACCCUACCCAACGAACAUUCAGAAGCUCGCAGGCUUCAAUACAUGACUGUUUUUUCCACAGGAGAUCGCGACCUUCAGGUUCCGCGAGCUUUUGAUCAUGAAGAUCCAGUCGAGAGUCCAACAAAUAGUGCAGGUCGAAGUAGUUUGAAUACUCCUCAGAGAGACCCAAACAAAAAGUUCUCUCUUGCGGCUUACCAAAAGAUGAAGAAAGAUGGAAUCAAGCCUACACCAAGAACAUCUGAUACCCCGGAUUCACUCGCGGGUCUUUCGAGAGUUCUUCAAAUGCGAAGUACAAGGAAUGGGUCUGCGGUACACUCUGCGAGUAGAUCAGAGCAUGUAGUCAAGAAUGGCAUUGAUAGAAAUCCCCCUUCCCGAAGCAACCCAUCCAGACCACAUCAUCUCACCAAUGGCACCAAUGGCGUCAAAACUCGCACAGAGCAAACAAAGGAUAUUUCGAGAUCAAAGGAAAUAAAUGCACCACAAAAUAAAUCAUCCUCCAAAAUGAGCCCUUCAAUUCCCACAUGGAAUGCACCCAUGAAGCACAGCUUACCUCCUCGGCCACAGUCUCCACGAAGAGUGGUUUCAGAUGGCAGAAACAAUAAACGAUCACUUGAAUCAGAUGAACCAUCACAUGCAGAAAAGCGUGCCAGAACUGAUCGAGCGAAUUCGCAUCUUCAAAAAAUCGUCAAACCAGAUAAUAAUUCAUCCAAGGGAAAAGCCCCUCCUUCCAAUUUGAGCAAGUCAGAUGACCAUGCAUCUAAAUCCUCCAAGGGAGGCAGGGAGACGAAAUCAUACAAAUCAUCAGGAAAACCUAUUAAUCAUUUACCACCAUUACUAUCACCACUUCCCGCCGAUUUAACAACUCCUACCACGUUUGAUAGCCCUAAGAAAUCGGAUCAAAAGGCAUCCACGUCAAACACUCCAUCAAAGUCCAAGACUUCCGUCAGUGGAAAGAAACCUCCACCUAAAGAGUUAUCAUUGCAACAAGAACCACCAACAACUCCUCCAAGAACUGUAUCCCCCUUCGUACUUCCACCUUUACUUUCACCAACACUUCCUCCCAUUGUCGAAGCAGCAUUGGCGGAACAUAAGCAAAGGGAAGGAGAAAAGACUUCUUCUGCACCUGAGCAUCGUCAAGAAAAGUCGAAUUCAUUGACCGUUGAAGAACGUCAUACUCAAGCUCGUAAACCAGAUGCACCUGGUGUUGCCCGUAAGACUGUUACUGGUGCCAAAGUCGGUCAUCCUCCAAAAAGAUCUGCCUCAAAUACACCCCUACAAAAACCUCGUGAGGUUUCAAAAGCUCCAACUGCAAAUCAAUCAUUAAUUGUCAAGUUGCCUUAUUCUAGGAGGAAAGCUACAACUAUUGAACGAUUAGUUAGAUUAUCACCAAGACCUUCACAAGAUUUUACCAGACUUGAGAAUAUUAGAAAGAAGGAAGGCUUUGAAGCUAUGAUGGCUUAUGAUCUUUCACAGAAAGAGAAAGCUCCUGUUUUAUCUGCCAAUAUUGUUAUGGAUCAAUCGGUAUCAGAAUCUGAAGAGGAUAUACCUUUAUCAACUCAAGGCAGAAAGACCGUCUCUAGGAAACGCCCUAGUGAUGUUCUACCUUCAAAAGCUGAGCCACCAAUAAAGCGGGCGAAACGUCUUGAGAAUCUUGAUGUUACCACGGCUAGAAAGACUGUCCCUAGUCCAUUGAAAUCUCCUACGCGCCCUGGACCAUCUCAAAAAGGUUUACUUGCUACUCCUAAGAAGAAUGAGGGUUCUCGGGGUACCGCUAUGGUUAGAGUUUCUUCUAGUGAUGGAAAUCCUCAAACUCCCUCGGGCGCAAAUAUCACUGUAACGACUCCUCAGAGUAUCUCUACGAGUAGAUCUGACCAACUUAAAACUUUGGCCUAUAGUCUCAAGAAGAGAGGCGAACGUGAGACAAGGAUUAAUGGUAAUCAACAUCAACUUAAGCCUGUUGCUGAACGGACGGCUGGGGUUAUAGUUGUAAUUGAAAGUAUCUGUCAGUACAUGAGAUAUUUCAAUAGACUUCCUUGUGCUAGUCCUAGGGAAACUAGCUACAGUCAAAGAAGUCAGAAUGCUCAAAAUUGGGAUACAAUUAUUCCAAUGCUUGCUUGGCUUAAAAAUAUCAGUGAAGAUAUUCCUGUUCUUCAAGUAUUAUCUGCUCACCUUAAUGCUGUUUGUCUUGAAGUAUCGACUCGUGCUUUUAUUAGCAUGCCUACUUCACCAGGUAAUACUGAAGAUGAUCGAGCAAAGGAUCGUGGAAUUUGGUCUAAACAACAAUCACAAGAUUUGAAAAGGCAUGAUGCAUGGAGACAAAGUCAUCAUGUUGGAUACAAACUUUUGAAAGAUUUGUCCUUGAAGGGUGAACCUACAAUUAUUGGACCGUGGACCAGUGUUGAUACAAUUACAUCAUAUUGCAUGGAAGUUUGUACAGCAUUCAACAAGAAGGAUCAAUGGGGUUGGAAAAAGCAAGUUGACUUUUAG